UGCCUGUUCCCAGAUUCAAAGUUUGUUGUACACUGAAUAUAAGCGUGUCUAAUUUAUCGCGUAAAAUGCUUAAAUUAUUAUAGAUUUAAUUUGGACACAAACUUGGAUAACGUUUGUAUGGAGGAGAAAAUGAUCGGCCCAGGCCCUUACAGGGCAACAAAGCUGUGGAAUGAAACUAUUAAGCUUUUCCGUGCUGGAAUGCCUCUGAGGAGGCACAGGAUGCAUUUCAGAAGCUAUGACAGCUGCUUCACUGCGUCGGAGGCUGCAGACUGGCUGCACGAGCUUCUUAGGAGCAACAACAACUUUGGGCCCGAGGUGACGCGGACUCAGACGAUACAGCUGCUGAAGAAGUUCCUGAAAAACCAUGUUAUUCAGGACAUAAAGGGGAGGUGGGGCACAGAAGAUUUUGAGGACAAUGGGCAACUGUACAGAUUUCCUCCAUCAUCGCCUUUGAAGCCAUUACCAAAACAUCCUCAGAAUACUGAAAGUACUUCAAUUCCCAGAUUUCCAAACUGGGACGAUUAUGAGCAAAGAGACAUGCAGGAAAAUGUGCCAGUGAAGCCAAUUAUUGUGAAUUCUGAAAUGUGGAAUAAGAGACAUAGCAUUGCCAUUGGAGAGGUACAUGAGUGCAAGCUUAUACGAAGGAGAGAAAUAACGCCAAGACAUGUUGAACAGAUCUGGAAAUCCAUGACUCUAGCACACUUACAAAGAGUACUGGGCCUGAAAUCCUUAGAUGGAGUUCUAGAUGCAAAACAUCUCAAUCCAAAGUAUAUAGUUCACAAUGUGUACAAUAUUAACAAGCAGGGAGUGGUGGUACUUGAAGACAAAUCUCAGGAACUUCCUCACUGGGUUCUAUCUGCCAUGAAAUGUUUAGCAAGCUGGCCAAACGGCAGUGAGCUGAGGCAACCGAUGUAUCCUGGCUUUGAAAGAGACGUCUUUAGAACAGUUGCAGACUACUUUCAGAAACUGAAAGAACCUCUGCUAACGUUUCAGCUGUAUGAAAUGUUUGUCAAUAUCCUGGGUGUUCUGCAGAAGCCGCAGGUAGCCACAGAAGCCCUUCAGGUUUGCUGCUUGCUUCUACCCCCAGAGAACAGGAGGAAGCUUCAGUUACUGAUGAGACUCAUGGCACGGAUUUUGCAGAAUACAAAGAUUCCUCCACUCAAUAAUGCCAUUGUGACAAGGACGCUGAUGGUUCAGACAUUUUCACGGUGUAUCCUCUGCUCAGCGGAUGAGGUGGACUUGGAUGAACUGCUUGCCACUAAGCUUGUCACCUUUAUGAUGGACCACUAUGAGGACAUACUAAAGGUCCCCAAUCGCCUGCAAAAAUCAGUGGAGGAGCAUCUGUCUCAGUUGCAAAGAGUUCAGAUAAAGUAUGCUGGUGCAGAUGCAGAUGCCUCCUUUGUUUCUCACUCUUACUGCAAGCAAAUCAGUAAGGAGGAGUUUGAAGAGCAGAGAGCAAACAGCACUCAGGCCCCAAUGGCUGAGCUGCUGGAAGGGAUCAUCAAGGAUACUGAACUCUCUGUAAAGGACAAAAAGAAGAAACUGAAACAGUUUCAGAAAUCUUAUCCAGACAUCUACAAGAUGAGGUUUCCCACAGCAGAAAGUGAGGCAGCUUUGUUUCCGGAGAAACCCAAGCUAAAGCCACAGCUGAUGUUCUUCAAACUGAAGAAACCGUUCCAGCCAUUUCAGAGAACUAGGAGCUUUCGGGCCUGAACUGUUUCUGGUCGAAAAUAUCAGUGUCUACAGAGAUUUCAGUGAAAUCCCUUAAUGUUUUGAGACUGAACUACUAGAAGACAUGCGGUGCUUUCAAAGUCACUUCUUGUGUCAUCCUGCUAAAAACUGUUACAUGAUCUCUGAUGUGAUUGCUUGAUGCUCUUGUGAUAACUGAAGUAUUACUACUGUUUUUUAGGAAUUAUUUUCAUUCUGGUCAAAAGUAUCUUUCUUUUUAAUAACAGCCAUUGUAAUGUUAAAGCAUUGUAAUGUGGUAUGAAAAGUUUUAGUGAUUACUUUUCAUACCAAAAAUGGCAUAUUAGAAUUUACGGUGCUAUACUAAUGUAAGCAUACAUCUUAUAAGUAAUUCCUUUAGGUUUUUUAUGUUUUUACAAAUGGUAUAACAAAGGGAUGUUACUUGAUGAGCUUUAUCCAUUUAACACUGGAAUAUAAGUGAGUUUUUGAUUCCUUGAACUAGUAUCCAAGCAUAAGCUUAAUAAAAUACUGUAUAAUAUUUUUAUCCAUUUUGUAAAUGCAUUAUUCUGACAUGGUAAUUAGAAUGAACAUGCUAGUGGUUUGUUUACAAUGUGGCAUGUAGUGUUUCUCUUCUCAUUUUUGCAAAUGUCUCGGUUUUUUUAUAUUUUUGAAAUGCUAAAAAACCCAGAACGGACACUUUCAAAAAGCUUAGUUCUUUCAUUGUUCAUCACUCCCCAAGGAUAUGUUAAAAGAAAAUAUUGUACUUGAACCACAGGAAAAUAUCAAAGUACACUGUUUUGAAAAUCCUUUAUUUUAACACUGGAUUGUUACUUCAACUGAUUGUUACUAACUUAAAAUUCUGAAUGGUUACUCCCCCCAAUGUCAUACUGCUAAAACAAGUUAUGAUCUCUGUUGCAGAACAUCUUAUUAAAUCCUGUAAAUACUUGAUUGUAUUUUUUCACACUGGAUUGCUACUUAAUGUUUAUAAAGGUCCUAUUUCA
Lepisosteus oculatus (spotted gar) is the source of this 2687-nucleotide messenger RNA. Its product is annotated as DEP domain-containing protein 1B. The record is from RefSeq and is a predicted model, not a curated record. Lineage: Eukaryota; Metazoa; Chordata; Actinopteri; Semionotiformes; Lepisosteidae. Gene Ontology annotation, biological process: intracellular signal transduction.